AUGGGCGACGUUUUCAACGACAUAGAACAGGACAACAACCCCAGUUUUUAUGGCGACACCCUGAUCUUGGCCAACCCGUACCCGCAUACCCGCAGCCAGCAGCAACCAGCGCUGCCAGUGCCGCCACCGCAACACAGCCCUCGCCUCCAACAGCAGCCGCCCCAGGUCCGGGAGCAGAGUCCGGAUGCCACCGACUUGGUCAACAGUACCUUGGGACUCUCCAAUAAGAUCCUGGCGCUUCUAGACCUGCUGGACUUGGAGAUAGCCGUUGUGGCGUCCGAGCACUUAGUGGGCACCUCGGUGGUGGUAUACCUGAUCCAAUUCGGCCGUAAAGGCGAUAGUGACGACCAGCGAAUAAUCGUCAAGCGGCGCUACUCUGAAUUCAAGCUGUUCCGCGAGCAAUUGCUCCGUUUGUUCCCCACGGUGAUUGUACCGCCAAUCCCCGAAAAGCAUACGCUACUCAGCUAUCUUGUCAACUCGAUCGACAAUUCCCACGAAAUCCACAUUAUUGACCUGCGUAAACGUUAUUUCACUCGUUUCCUCAGGGAGCUUAUAUUUGCCUCAGAUCCUCGUCUUCGCCAGCUGGCUCUCACGGUGAAGUUCUUGGACCCCAACUACGAAAUGGCAUGGGACAACGCGCUUCUGGAACCGCCGGUACUGGUACUCCCCAAGCUGAUGCUCUUAGCUAAUCCAGUGGACACUACUGACCAGAACGGGCUCUAUGUCCUCUUACCGCUGAUCAACGGGUUUGAUAUCUCCAAGCUGCUGGACAACAUGCCGCUGCUCCGCCGCAUCAAUGACGACUUGGCAAAGUUGUGGGAGCAGAUCCAGUUGAUGGAGGCGAAGCGCCACGAGUUCGAGACGCGGCUGAAGAUGACGCUCCCCGCUAACUCUGAGGAUGAGAACUUUACACCGUUCCACAAUAUCCCUCCUGAACUCGUCAAGUUUGAAAACGAGUUCCAUCAGCUGAUUAAAGCGCUUGACGACCUCGAUAAGCUCAAUAACCGCCUGGUGAAGAACUACAAGCAAAUGAUCCAUAACCUCAUUGAAUUGGGCGGCAACCUCAACAACUUCUCCCUCCAAGUAUACGACAACUCUCCCGGGGUGGACAAUAGUCUUUCGGCGGCCAUCGAGAAGUUUGGCCUGGCCCUUGACUCCAACUUCUUGAACUUUGAGGGGUUUCUUCAGGACCGACUCAUUACCGAAUGGCAGGAACCAGUGCACCAGAUGAACCAGUACUUCUAUCUGGCGCUCAUUCUGAUCAAAUUCUACAAGUAUAAAGUGAUACAGUACAAGUUAUUGUAUAAGCUCAAAUUCCAGAAAUACCAGGAGAUGUUCGGCACUGUCAGCGUGCCUGAAGCGCCUGGGAAACCGGCUGACCUUGACCACCUUGAAGGCCUCCCCCUGGCUAGUUUAAGCCAAGCAAUCCAGAAGAUCAAGCAUGCCAAAGACACUGGUCAAGCGGGGCAAUUACGUCAAAAGAAGAGCUGGUAUGGCAUUUUCGGUGGCGGUCUGAACUACAACAAGCAGUUUAGCAAACGUCUAUCUGCGGUAGAGGCUGAAGAAGGCGAGAACGGAGCCGACGUGGGCUCUAAAUUUAUUCAGAUGGAGCGGGAACUCACCAAAGUGGCCCAGCUCAUUGCAUUGACGACACGAGACAUGAACAACCUCACCGACGAGCUCAUCAAGACGUAUCGGCAGUUCAUCAAGCAGCUUGAGCGGAAGUGGUUGGAGCUCAUGAUCGCGUACCUACGGCUGGGGAAGCAGUUGUUCGAGGCCAACCGCGACAACUUCACCGAGCUCCGCGAGUGGCUUGAGCAGGCGCCCUAG
Molecule: messenger RNA, 1830 nt
Organism: Diutina rugosa
Lineage: Eukaryota; Fungi; Ascomycota; Pichiomycetes; Serinales; Debaryomycetaceae
Exons: 1
Coding region: 1-1830 (609 amino acids)
Biological process (GO): retrograde transport, endosome to Golgi
Molecular function (GO): phosphatidylinositol binding
Source: RefSeq, a predicted model, not a curated record